Colletotrichum paranaense is the source of this 2268-nucleotide messenger RNA. RefSeq lists its product as uncharacterized. The record is from RefSeq and is a predicted model, not a curated record. NCBI's taxonomy places the organism in Eukaryota, Fungi, Ascomycota, Sordariomycetes, Glomerellales, Glomerellaceae. The transcript is spliced from 6 exons. The coding region runs from base 1 to 2268 and encodes 755 amino acids.
AUGGUGGCGAGCAGGGAUGACGAGAAGGGCUGGGACAACACUCGGACCCGGAUUGGCUCAAGCAGUGUCAAGUGGAUACAGAUGGGGUCGGAAAUAACGAAUGAAGAGGUCCAGUGUGAUGGAAUCGAGCCACAUUGCGCGAAAGCCGAGAGCGGCACAAUGGCCAAGACUCCCAAAGAUGCUCUCCUAGGGUUGCAGAGUCUGAGUCUGUCAGAGGAGAAGCCUGGCGGCACACUUACUGCGUACAUGCUGCACCACCAUUCUCCUGCACCUAACGACUGCAAGCUGCAAACGCAGCAGCAAGACGAACAAGAGAUCCCUGAACUGGAUGGGCGGAACGAACCAAUUCGCAUGACCGGACGUACCUCGGACCAGACGCGCCUCAAUGCUGCUCACAGACUGCUUACCGUCCUCCAAAUGCCACCAGCAUCAGCACCAGCAGCAUCGCCGGAAGAGAUGGGCAGUGACGAUCACUCAUUCUCGUUGAAGCAACUGGUAAUCAGCCAAACCUUGCCACCUGUGCAAGGCCAUCGAUCGUUGGGAUCGAUUGAUAUUAAGUGUAGUCUCGACAAUAAUCCCGACAACAAUCCCACAACAUUCACCAUGCCCGUCGAUAUCAGCCGCCACGUCCAGUUGGACCACAUCGGAGAAUCCGAGAGUUACGAGGACAGGCCGACGCGGUCUGGCUCGAGGAUGUGGUAUGAGUUGAAGGUUCUGCAGCAACCUGAGCGUGCGCGUGCAUGCGGAUCUGGUCAGAAGUCCGCGGCCGAUAGACGCCCCGUCGAUCCUCCCCCCGUGGUGCAGUUGCACGUCUACGAGGGACCUACCAGAGCCGAAGCUACCGAUAUCACUUUCAACUACCGGGCCAACUUCUUCCUCUAUGCUGAGCUGACACCCGCGCGCCCCAUGGCUCAUGGACGCGUUCAAACUCCCGCGGCAACUUCACCUCCCGUCCUGACUGGCAUGCCGGUUUCGGGUAUGGCAUAUCUCGACAGGCCUACAGAGGCAGGCUACUUCCUGUUCCCCGACCUUUCCGUCCGUCAUGAGGGACGCUACGUCUUGGCCUUCCACCUAUACGAAGAUGUGAAGAGGGCGGAGGAUCGGGAACCGGGCGGCGACGCGGAUGAUGAGGAUGAGAACCCCUGCUUCCAAUACAGAAUGGCUGUCAAAUCGGUGCCAUUCAACGUCUUCAGCGCAAAGAAGUUCCCUGGUCUUACCGAGAGCACCAACCUGAGCAAGACCAUCUCUGAGCAGGGAUGUCGCGUGCGUAUUCGCCGUGACGUCCGCAUGCGAAGACGCGACGGAAAGCCGACUGGAAACGAGUUCGACACCAACCCCGAAAACGAAUUCAGGAGCACGGCCAGGAGAACACAGACGCCAGAGAUUCGUAGCAAUGCGGAACAGUAUCGUGCGAGGUCGACGAGUAACAGCAGCGAGCACCGCGCCGCGUACCCGCCUGCUCCGGAACGCAAACCAUCUCUCAUUGAGAACUUCAAAGCCGAGACUUUCCAGGCGCCGCCACCGCCGCCGCCGCCCAUGUCAUACGGCCCGGCCCCCUCCACCAACGUUCACCUGCGAUUCGGAUCCGAUGCCUCAAGUGCACCCUACCCUCCUCACCAAUACGCGCAACCUUCGGCGCAGCCGCCGCCCAUUUCUCCUACCACGGCCUCGUACCAGUCUCAGCAGCCCUCGCCUUAUCAACCCGCAAGCUACGGCUACUCGAGCAGACCCAGCUCCCAGUAUGCCUCGAGCAAUCCGCCUCCCACGCCCCACGAUUCGUACGACAGACGGCCAUCUGCCAUGAUGGUGCCACCUUCUCCUUCUGUGUACGGUCCGGGACCAAGGGACCACGACAUGGCCAGGCGCGAUUCGGACUACAGGAGAGAUUCUCUUCCUCCUCGCCAGCUUGCUCCAGUUUCCGAUCUGCCGCACAUGGGCACCAAACUCCCGCCUAUGCUGCCCUCCAUCGAGAAGCUCACUGCUCCUCCCAUGACGGGCCGUUCAGAGUUCAUCGAGGCUGCUCCUCCUAGCUCUCACAACCCCGUUUACGAGCCAGCACGUGCAGGCACCAAGCGUGGCUACGGAGACACCUUCAUCGACAGCCAGCGCCCCUUGUACGACAGGCAACGCCCACAGGAUCCUCAUCACAACAGCGCUCACUACAACCACCGCUACGUUGUGCAAGAUCCUCUCGAGUACAAGCGUGCCGACGGUACAUUUGGCGUGAAGCCGGCAAACGAUUACUACAAGAUUGUCAACCCGCAAUGA